Molecule: messenger RNA, 402 nt
Organism: Prorocentrum cordatum
Lineage: Eukaryota; Dinophyceae; Prorocentrales; Prorocentraceae
Source: the annotation of a GenBank genome assembly
AUGACGCAGGCCGAGAAUCGGAACGCGGACUGGUUGACGAAGGAAGACUACAAGAAGUUUGGCUACCCCGAGUCCGACCCCAGGUUCGAGAGUGAGGAGUGGAACGCCGAGCAGAUCUGGCUCGACAGCGUCGACCCGCGCCACAACCCAAACCUGUUGACCGACCCCAGCGACCCGGAGUAUUGGUAUGCCGCCGCGAGGAAGCCCCUGCAGAAGGCCGCGCUGCGGACCGAGCAGCACUGGCACGGCCGCAGGAGGGCGUGGACGAGGCAGUGCGAGGCCGUGGAGUGCCAGAACAAGCGGCGAGAGGAUACCUCAUCCACAAGUUGCCGGGGGGGUUUUGUUUGGCGUCCACCACGGUUCGACCGACCGCUGAUACAACCAGGCCUCACACCGCUGUAG